Messenger RNA from Phascolarctos cinereus (koala), 1424 nucleotides. It is a transcript of the gene CA11, whose product is annotated as carbonic anhydrase 11. Lineage: Eukaryota; Metazoa; Chordata; Mammalia; Diprotodontia; Phascolarctidae. Gene Ontology annotation, biological process: one-carbon metabolic process. The record is from RefSeq and is a predicted model, not a curated record. Gene Ontology annotation, cellular component: basolateral plasma membrane. Gene Ontology annotation, molecular function: carbonate dehydratase activity; zinc ion binding.
AGAGAGAGAGAGAGAGAGAGAGAGAGAGAGGAGAGAGAGAGAGAGAGAGAGAGACUGAAAGGGAGGAGAGGGAAAAGGCAGGGAAAGCUAGAAGGACAGGCUCAGAGCAGGGGAGAAGGACCCUGGGUGAGAGCCCCUUCCAUUAUUCUGAUAUUUGGAGACUACAGGCCCUUAGAUAGAAGAGGAAGGAGGGGAUUAUCUCCCACGGAAAAGCAGAAGAGAAACAGAUAGAAAUAUAGAGAAGAGAAGAGACCCCAGACACUCAUUGAGAGAUAGAGAGACAGAGACAUAGAAGGGUCAAAGGGGAAGAGGAAGCAGGGGGUGUGAAAGACAGAGACCCCUGAAGGCAUCGCUGCCUGGACGUUGGAGCCUGAGAGAUGGGGGGCCCAGCGCGCCUCAGUCCUCCGCGGGCCCUGCUCCUUGGGGCUGCCUUAGGGGCUGCAGCUCACAUCGGCCCGGCGCCUGCCCCCGAGGACUGGUGGACCUACAAAGAUAAUCUCCAGGGAAGUUUCGUCCCAGGGCCGCCCUUCUGGGGCCUGGUGAACGCAGCCUGGAGUCUGUGUGCCGUGGGGAAGCGCCAGAGCCCCGUAGACGUGGAGCUGAAGAGGGUCCUCUACGACCCUUUCCUUCCCCCGCUGCGGCUCAGCAGCACGGGUGGAGAGAAGCUUCGAGGGACUUUGUACAACACUGGUCGACACGUCUCCUUUCUGCCAGCCCCAAGGCCUGUAGUCAAUGUGUCUGGGGGACCCCUCCUCUAUAGCCACCGACUCAGCGAGCUUCGUCUCCUCUUUGGGGCCCGAGAUGGGGCCGGUUCAGAGCACCAGAUCAACCAUGAGAGCUUCUCGGCAGAGGUGCAGCUAAUCCAUUUUAACCAAGAACUUUAUGGGAAUCUAAGUGCAGCCUCCCGGGGUCCCAAUGGACUGGCUGUCUUGGCACUUUUCGUGAAUGUUGCUGCCAACUCCAACCCCUUCCUGAGCCGCCUCCUUAACAGAGAUACCAUCACCCGGAUCUCCUACAAGAAUGACGCCUACUUCGUGCAGGACCUGAGCCUGGAGCAGCUGUUCCCUGAGUCUUUCGGCUUUAUCACAUACCAGGGUUCGCUGAGCACCCCACCCUGCUCCGAAACUGUCACCUGGAUUCUCAUCGACCGAGCCCUCAAUGUCACCUCCCUGCAGAUGCACUCUCUGCGGCUCCUGAGCCAGAACCCGCCGUCCCAAAUCUUCCAGAGCCUCAGCGGCAAUGGGCGGCCCCUGCAGCCUCUGGCCCAUCGCGCCCUCCGAGGCAACCGGGACCCGCGACACCCGGAGAGGCGCUGCCGGGGUCCCAACUACCGACUGCACGUGGAUGGUGCCCGCUGAGAAGAGGAAUUGCUUGCCUCCCCUCCCCCUCCCCUUCCCUCAUUCCCCCCCCCCGCUAAAUCUAUU